Messenger RNA from Lagopus muta (rock ptarmigan), 2757 nucleotides. RefSeq names its product platelet glycoprotein Ib alpha chain-like. Lineage: Eukaryota; Metazoa; Chordata; Aves; Galliformes; Phasianidae. The record is from RefSeq and is a predicted model, not a curated record. Gene Ontology annotation, molecular function: protein binding. The transcript has 2 exons. Bases 252 to 2387 code for a protein of 711 amino acids.
UCCUCACCCCUUUAUGGUGCAGAAGCAAGAAAUGACGGAGCUGGGCUGCACUCGGGUGCAGACUUCUGCAAGGAGCCGUGAUGUAGCAGCACAGGGAAAGCGGGAGGUGGUGUGGAAGCAGGGCAGAUGAGCUCGGCUUCUCCACAAACCACAGCUUCCCUCCCAGCAGCUGCGGGUGCUGAUACAGGGCCUGUCCAGCCUCUGCUGCCAGACGGGAGGCAACGCAGCAGGAGAGCAGACACUGAAGGGUCAUGGCCGCGCGCUUCCCCGCUCUGCUGCCGCUGAUCCUCGCAGCGCUGCCGCCCGCCGCCGCCGCCCCGCCGCCGCCCUGCCCGUGGGAGAUGAACAAGGUGAAGGACAUCGUGGAGGUGAACUGCACCGGGCGGGAUCUCGGCGCGGUGCCCGCCGGCCUGCCCGAGGACACGGGCAUCCUGCUGCUCAACGCCAACCGCCUGGCGUCCGUCUCCACCGCCGACUUCCGGCCGCUGCCCGCCCUGCAGGACCUCGACCUGUCCGACAACGACCUGCGGGACGUGCACGCCGAGGACCCGCUGCCCAGCCUGAAGGAGCUGCUGCUGUCCCGCAACGCGCUGCAGGCUCUGCCCGCCCUGCACGUCCUGCCCGAGCUCACCCGCCUGGCCCUCGCUCACAACCAGCUGCGCGCUCUGGCCCCCGCCGCCUUCCGCGCCGUGCCGCGGCUGCGGGACCUGGACCUGCGGGGCAACGCGCUGCGGACGCUCCCCGAGGACGCCUUCGCGGGGCUGCGGGUGCUGGAGGACUUGGAUCUGUCCGACAACGCCUUGGAGGAGCUCCCCGCCGGGCUGCUGCAGGACCUGGAGAAGCUGGAGACGCUGUGGCUGUCGGGGAACCGGCUCCGCGCGCUGCCCUCCGGCUUCUUCCCCGAGGGGCACCUCUUCGCCUACGUCUUCCUCACCGACAACCCCUGGCACUGCGACUGCAGCCUGCUCUACCUGCGCUCCUGGAUCCUCGGCAACGAGGGGAGCGUCUACGAGCCCGAGCGCGGCCUGGGGAAGACGAAGGUGGAGCUGGCCCCGGAGAAGGUGCUGUGCCGCAGCCCCGACGAGCACCAGCACAAGCCCAUCGUCCGCUUCAAGCCCAACUGCGGCCACGUGGGGGAUGCAGAGGAGGAUGAAUACGAUUACCCUGAUGUGGAAUGGACCCCCAAAAUGCCUCACGUGACCUCCUUGACCCCCACGUAUCCACCCAGCUCCAAAGAGCCCAGCACCGCCCCACGCGCUCUUACUCAGCCCGCUCUCACAUCCGCCGUUCCCCCCCUCGGCAUCCCUGCCGGCCCCGGUCUGACCCCGACUGCUUUCCUUACCGCCCCUGCACACACCACGGCUCCCAGCACCGCCCCUCCUGCAUCCACCAGUCUCACCAUCACCCCCCCCAGCACUGUGCAUCCCUCGCAGCCCCCCAGCACUGCCCCUUUUUACACUGCUCCCCCCAGCACCUCGCACAGCCCCACCAUCUCUCUGACGGCUGCUCCCAGCACUAGCAGCCAUCCGCAGAGCACCCUCACCACCCGUGCUGCCAGCAGCCCUUUCACAACGUUCACCAGAGCAUUUCCCACCAGUCCUUCAGCUCUGCCUUCCCCCACCGAGCCAGAGAGCACUUCAAUCACCACAUCUUCACCUUCUGCUCUGAUGACGUCCCCCACACCGGUGGUCCCCAACGCCACGCUUUCUGCUCACACCCCUACGUUGUCUGCUCCCCUGGACACCACGCACUUCCCCCGCCCAUCUCCUCCGCUCCCCCCUCCCCUGCUCUGCCCGUGCUCCACUCCAGCACAGACUCCAUCCGUGCUGCACUCGCAGGCAGCUGUGAAGGGUCUGCACUGGGAGCACUGGGUGCUGAGCCAUUGCUGUCUCCUGCGCUGGGUGCUCUACCUGGCCUGCUUGGCUCUGCUGCUCCUGUCUGUGCUGCUUUUAGCUUGCUGCCUGGUGUGGAUGUGUCUGACAAAACACGACUCACUGCAGACCCAAGAGGUGCAGCAUCCGCUGUUGAGGUUGGGGAAUUCAACACAAAGUCAUACCACACAUCUCUGCAUCUUCCGAAGCCCCCAACAACGCUCCACGUUCUGCACCACCAAGGAAGUAGAGCUGUGCCCUGAAGUUGCCACAUCCCACACUUACUGCACGAUUAAAGACCUGGGGGUGCAGCGCGGCCCUCCUGCAAAGUCCUUCUGCACCACGAAGGAGCUGUGGAUCCACCACGGCCCCCUGAAUGCUCCAUCCAAUCCUUUCCCCAUGGAGCUGACAGCCACAACACUCGGCUCUCUGCAGAGCCCUUCUACUCGCAGCCUGGACAGGGGAGUCAGGGCCAUGGGUGCUGUCAGGGUGAAUCAUGGUGCCAACACCUUGUAAAUGCUCCUGUGCCUUCAGAGGGGGGACGGAGGGCACGGCUCUGGCUCACGUCUCCUGCUGCACGACAGGAAAAUCUGCUCACUGCAGGAAGGGAAGGCAUCCAGCUGCUUGCCCCAGCACUACUCACACUCAUGGUGCUAGCUAGAUCUGAAAUGGUUUCUGGGCUGCUUGGCAGGGGUGGGAGUUGUCCUAAACCAGAGCUUGGGGCGGAAAUGCCAGGUUUGGGGUCAGUGUGGGAAAACAGAGCUGGAUUUAUCUGCUACAUGCUGACUGCUUCUGCUCAAAUGUCACACACGCACAUCAUGCUUUCAACUCAGAGUUGGUUUAUUAAUCACAGAAUAAAUAUUCUCUUUGCCUGAAUUCCAUAUGG